CGCCUCUGCGACACCAGCUGUCAGAGCCGCGCGUGGGGCGCGAGGGCUGGGAAUCGACUCCACUCAUCGACCCCCAAUCUCAAUCCCCACGCUGUGAGAAAACUCCGACUUUGCCGAGGCCCCAGGUGCAGCGGGGCUCGGCCAAGGAGGCACCUUUCUCUGUCCCCAUUCCAAUCCAAGCGCCCCUAGCUCUGACGACGCCUAGAGACUCCAGAGUGAGUGCUAAAGCUCCCAGAGCUUGCAGCAGGUGUCCGGGGCGGGCCUCCGACUUCCCGGAGACAGUCAGGUUGAGGUCUUGCCCUCCCCAAAGCCCCAGCCCCUUCUUGGAGCUGGCCGUCCCGCGCCGCUGGAAACCGUGCCUCCUCGCAGCAUGGCCACUAGCCUCAGCCUGGACGAUCCUCUACUGCCAGUCUCGCUGUCCAUCCAGCAGACCACGCUCCUACUGCUCCUCUCGGUGCUAGCCGCCGUGCACGUGGGCCAGCGGCUGCUUAGGCAGCGGCGGCGACAGCCAGGGUCCGCGCCCCCCGGUCCCUUUGCGUGGCCGCUGAUCGGAAACGCGGCGGCUGUGGGCCCGGCGCCGCACCUCUCAUUCGCGCGCCUGGCGCGGCGCUACGGCGACGUCUUCCAGAUCCGUCUGGGCAGCUGCCCGGUAGUGGUGCUGAACGGCGAGCGCGCCAUCCGCCAGGCCCUGGUGCAGCAGGGCGCUGCCUUCGCCGACCGGCCACCCUUCGCCUCUUUCCGCGUGGUGUGUGGCGGCCGCAGCCUGGCUUUCGGCCGGUACUCGGAGCGCUGGAAGACGCAGCGGCGCACAGCGCAAAGCACGAUGCGAGCCUUCGCCACGCGCCAGCCGCGCAGCCGCCUCGUCCUCGAGGGCCACGUGCUAGGCGAGGCGCGCGAGUUGGUCGCGCUGCUGGUGCGCGGCAGCGCGGGCGGCGCCUUCCUCGACCCGCGGCCCCUGACCGUGGUGGCCGUGGCCAACGUCAUGAGCGCCGCGUGCUUCGGCUGCCGCUACAGCCACGACGACGCCGAGUUCCGAAAACUGCUCUGCCACAACGAGGAGUUCGGGCGCACGGUGGGCGCAGGCAGCCUGGUGGACGUGCUGCCCUGGCUGCAGCGCUUCCCCAACCCGGUGCGCACCGCCUUCCGUGAAUUCGAGCAGUUCAACCGCAACUUCAGCAACUUCGUCCUCGCCAAGUUCCUGCGGCACCGUGAAAACCUUCGGCCCGGGGCCGCCCCCCGAGACUUGAUGGACGCCUUCCUCCUCUCGGCGGGAAAGGAGGCGGCUGAGGGCUCGGGCGACGGCGGCGCGCGGCUAGACGUGGAGUACGUGCCGGCCACUAUCACCGACAUCUUUGGCGCCAGCCAGGACACUCUCUCCACCGCGCUGCAGUGGCUGCUCAUCCUUUUCACCAGGUAUCCUGAAGUGCAGGCUCGGGUCCAGGCAGAACUGGAUCAAGUCGUGGGUAGGGACCGUCUGCCCUGCCUGGACGACCAGCCCAACCUGCCCUACGUCAUGGCCUUUCUCUAUGAAGCCAUGCGCUUCUCCAGCUUUGUGCCCAUCACGAUUCCUCACGCCACCACUGCCAAUGCCUCUGUCUUGGGCUACCACAUUCCCAAGGACACGGUGGUUUUUGUUAACCAGUGGUCUGUGAAUCACGACCCAGUGAAGUGGCCUAACCCGGAGGACUUUGAUCCAGCCCGGUUCUUGGACAAGGACGGCUUCAUCAACAAGGAUCUAGCCAGCAGAGUGAUGAUUUUUUCAGUGGGCAGACGGCGGUGCAUCGGGGAAGAGCUUUCCAAGAUGCAGCUGUUUCUCUUCAUCUCCAUCCUGGCUCACGAGUGCAAUAUCAAGGCCAAUCCAGACGAGUCCCCGAAAAUAGAUUUUAGUUACGGCCUGACCAUUAAACCCAAGUCAUUUAAAAUCAAUGUCACUCUCAGAGAGUCCAUGGAGCUCCUUGAUAGUGCUGUCCAAAAGUUACAGGCUGAGGAAGACUGCCAGGGAGAAGCCAGAAACAAGUUGAAAUUUUAGAAGUACUCAACUUUUGAGGGAUGGGGAGUAAAAUUUUCUGGCUCCCCUGUGCCACUUUCUCAAUUAGCCUAACGUAAGCAUAAACCAAUUGUAGACGAUGUGCCUCACACUUGUGUGCUCAGAUGAGCGCUGGGCUAUGCAGGGGCUCUGGGAAGAUCUUUUGAGUCAAAGAGUUAAAGGGCCCCCCAAUUUUUAUACAACUAUCAAAUGCUGGUAAUAAUUUCUUAUAGGAGCAUUCUUUGGAAUUAAAACACACAUGCACACACACACAAAACUACCAUUAGGUAGAGAUAUCUCAGUAAUUAUGCUUUCGAGGGUGGAAUCCGAGAUUGAUGUUCUGUGUGCUGAAAUCUGCCCCAUAGAAAACCGUAUUAAGCAAAGUUCAGAAUGUAUUGUUGAAUACGCAAAGGCAAAUAAUUUCAGUGUAAGACAUGUGAUUGAGGGUGAUAAAGGAAAAGGUGAAGACCAGAAAUUCUCUUCUCACCUUUUCAGUAAAAUCGCUUAGUUCGGCUCUAGUAUCUAUGGAUGGAGUUAUUGUUUUGCCUACUGUUGUGCUUUUGCUUACAUUUUUGGAUGAGUUAUAAAGUCAUUUUCUCAAAUUGAAAUUAAUAGUAGUUGAUUUAGUGAUUAUAGUGGGUUUCAGUGAUUUAUUAAGAAUUUUAAAGGCUAAGUUGUUAAAUAGUAAAAAAAAAAAUCCAAGCUGAAGUCAUAUCUCUCUUGGUUGCCAAAGUACAGAAUUUCAA
Molecule: messenger RNA, 2772 nt
Organism: Diceros bicornis minor
Lineage: Eukaryota; Metazoa; Chordata; Mammalia; Perissodactyla; Rhinocerotidae
Product: cytochrome P450 1B1
Exons: 3
Coding region: 371-2029 (552 amino acids)
Molecular function (GO): oxidoreductase activity, acting on paired donors, with incorporation or reduction of molecular oxygen; monooxygenase activity; heme binding
Source: RefSeq, a predicted model, not a curated record